AAAUUAAUUUAGUAAAAAUUCAUUACAAUUUUUACUCAUUACACAAGAUAACUUUUUCUUACACCAUGAAUUAAAACACUAGUUUUAAUAUUAUAAUGUAGUUACGAUGGACAUAGAUAAAGAUGAACGAUCGCCAAAUAAAAUUGAAAAUAGACUUUAUAAAAAUGCAAUUAGUGGAAUCAUGUUAAACAAGAAUAAAUAUGAUUCUACAACCAAACUAUCAAGUUCAGAUCCAUUCUACAAACCUAAAAAACUAGGUUUAAUUUCACGCCUUAUUGGUAAAUCAAGGGCAUCUUCCUCUAAAUUGGGAUUAUCUGACAGGUGGAGUCAUGAUAAAUACGAGACUCUUGUAUCUUAUACUCCUGGAUCAAUGAUUUAUGUGAGAAAUCUUCCUCCAAACACCACUUCUGACCAAUUAAAGAGCUUUUUCAACAGUGUUGGAACAGUUUGCACAGUCAAGAUUGAAAGGGGAGGUCUUUUAAGCGCCUUUGUUGGCUUUGUAGGCACAGAUUCUGCUCAAAAGGCAGUUGAAAACUUCCAUAAAUCUGAGAUGAAUGGAAGAACCAUAAAGGUGUCAUUGUCUGACACGGGUAAAAAACAAAGGAAUUCAACCAACUCUGAAGGUCGUGUAUCUAUUUUUGAUCGUAUGGGAUAAUUAUGAACUAUUAAAAUUUAAUCAAUUUAUUACUUUUUA
Theileria parva strain Muguga is the source of this 694-nucleotide messenger RNA. RefSeq names its product RNA recognition motif family protein. Gene Ontology annotation, cellular component: cytosol. Lineage: Eukaryota; Apicomplexa; Aconoidasida; Piroplasmida; Theileriidae. The coding region runs from base 107 to 655 and encodes 182 amino acids. The record is from RefSeq and is a predicted model, not a curated record. Gene Ontology annotation, molecular function: mRNA binding. The transcript has 6 exons.